AUCAACAUUUAAGGAGUUCUCUUUUACCAAAAUGAAAUAAAAUAACGCUAUGACCAUUUGUUUACGUGUUGACGAAUGAACCCAUUAAACCUCCAGUCGCAUACUUUAUUUUGUGCGCAGCAGAUAAAAUAGGUGGCAGGACCUUCUGGUGCGCGGAGGAAGGCUCACCCCUCCCAGCGCCUUUUGCACAGCCGCAGUUGGUGCUCGUGCAGACGGCGAAGAGCCGCUAGAGGAGCCGCUGCUGCUGCUGUGAAGAUCCUCCGGUCCGGCUUCAUCUUCAUCAUCAUCAUCACAGCCUCCAUCCGCCCGCGCCGCGCUGCACCUGCCGACAGCGCUGCCAUUAAAUACAAUGGAAAGAUCAGAGAGACACGGAAACAUCUAAAACAGACGCAUCUCCUCCAACAGACAAGGAGGCAGAAUGAGUGAAGAGGUGUCAGUUUCUCCAAGCUGGCUGGCUCAAGAACCCACCUGGGGCAGCAGCGGCGCGGGGAGCAUAGAGAACAUCACUGUGGGAACAUACUCACCGGCGGUCAUCCUGCCAGCGAGACCACCUACGGAGCUGCUGGUGAACCCGUGGGACAUCGUACUCUGUUCAUCUGGCACCCUCAUCGCCUGUGAAAACGCCCUGGUGGUUUUGGUCAUCUGGCAGAACCCGGCUUUACGCGCUCCGAUGUUUCUACUGAUCGGCAGUCUAGCUCUAGCUGACCUAUUGGCUGGUUUGGGAUUAGUCCUGCACUUUACUUUCGCAUACCUACUGCGCUCUGAUUCAGCCCAGCUGUUGACUGUAGGUCUGGUGGUGGCGUCCUUCUCCGCAUCAGUUUUCAGCCUGCUGGCCAUCACCAUUGACCGCUACCUGUCGCUGUACUACGCCCUCACCUACAACUCCGAACGAACUGCCGCCUUCACAUACACCAUGCUGGUGCUUCUAUGGGGCGUUUCCUUGUGUUUGGGUUUGCUCCCAGUCACCGGUGUUAACUGCUUAGGGCAGGAGGUAAACUGCAGCGUGGUGUGGCCCCUAACGAAAAACAACGUGGCCGUUUUAUCCGUGUCCUUCCUUCUACUCUUCGGCCUCAUGCUACAACUCUAUGUGCAGAUCUGCAAAAUCGUCAUGCGGCAUGCGCACCAAAUUGCCCUCCAGCACCACUUUUUAGCAGCAAGCCCUCAUUACGUCACGACGCGUAAAGGCGUAUCCACGCUGGCGAUAAUUCUGGGCACAUUCGCUGCCUGCUGGAUGCCGUUUACUGUAUACUCGCUCAUAGCCGAUUAUACAUACCCACCGCUCUACACGUACGCCACCCUGGUGCCCGCCACCUACAACUCAGUCAUCAACCCAGUCAUUUACGCAUUCCGCAAUCAAGAGAUCCAGAAAGCGUUGUGGCUGGUGUGCUGUGGAUGUAUCCCUGCCAGCGUGGCCCAUCGGGCACGGACCCCCAGCGACGUCUGAUGUAAUGUGCCUAGGGAAUUGCACAGGUCAUGGGACAAGAAAGGGCAUGUGCGUCACCCGUUUAUGUCUUCCCCUAAAGCCCAAAGUAUACUUUGGUUUUUACGCAUAUGCGAGAGUCUGCGUACACCUGAAUCGUACGUUCGGAUAUCUGCUUUGAAUUGUUUUUGCGCCGCUACACUUUGGCCACAAGGUGUCAACAGUAAACAUAUCGGGAAAAAGUGGGAUAACAAAAACACAACUUUAUGAGGGGAUUACAAGGCAUCCAAAGAUGUAUUUUAAAGACUUUUUGGAGGAAAGAUGAGCAGAAAUUGGACAAGAUUGAAUCUUUCUUAUCUGUGUAAACUUCGAAAGGUUGUAUGUGCGUCUUGUGUGCGUAAAAAUCAAACAAAGAAGUAAACUUUGGGCUUAAUUGUUAUGUGACAACCACUGCCACACAAUCUUUUGCCUGAUCCUGUUCCAACCAGCUGCCACACCCUGUCCAGGAUUUGAAAAAGGGCCGGGAAUUGACGCAGUGUGGCAGGCAGCUGUAAAUAUCCUGUACAUAAAUAUGCCUUUGCAUUUUUUUGUGCUUGUUUUGGCUUGGCCACAGCGGCAGCCCCCUGUUGCAUGGGCUGUGAGGGAGGAGGAGGAAGAUGUGGGGCAGCACGAGGCGGUCCGCUUGACUGGAUCCCGAAGCUCAUUCAUCUCUUCCUGCUGUUGCUGCAUUCAGGAACGUGCGCUGAACGUUAAGUAACCGCGGUGUGCUAAAAAUAGACACGAGGCGCUCGGUGAUCCGCGCCUUGCGUCCUCCAUAGAAACACAGAGAGGCGCGCUUUUCUCGUCUCUUUGAUUUAAAUCUCAACCCGAGCGUGGCCGAAUGUAAAAUGUCCUCCAAAGCAGAAAAACCAUGAAGAGCUAAUUACAAUCUCAGAUCGAGAACCACUCUAUAAAUAACCCAACCCACGGAUGCCUUUAUUUUGGUUUGGAUCGGAAGUGGAACUGUCACCCGUCCCGCAUUCCUCUUCCAUAAAUGCGGGAUGAAAGUGAACGGGAGCGUGGAGAAAGUGUAUGUGUGGUCAUUUUAAACAGUCCCCUGUGAAUAGAGGCUCACUUCAAACAACUGUCGAGUACAAAACGUGCAUUAAGUGUUUGAGAAUAAGAGGUUUGUUUAUAUGCAGCAACAUUGCUGAGAACAGAACCGAAUGUAUUUUCUUUUGAUUUGCUCUUAAUUUGCAUUGUGCUCCCAAAGCUCUGAAUAGAUCACUGCUCCUUUUAUUAAGUUCAACUUUUAAUUAAUACUGGGUACAGGAUGGCUGUCAAACAAUGGUCAUUCAUAGAAUUUUGCUUAAAAUUUACAUGUAAUGCAUUUGCGUAGAAGCAUCAAUAUAAGUCAGUUAGAGGGGGUAAUCUCUAAUGUUAAUUACAAAUUUCAUCCCAAAAUCAAAUGAUUCUUUUUCAGAAUUAAGCUACAUAUUCUAUUAUAUAAUAUAAUUUUACACUGUAAAACAUACAAUCUGGUUAGCUCCAUCGCCGGUUCGAGCCCUGACUGGGUCAGUUGGCAUUUCUGUGAGGAGUUUGCAUGUUCUUCCUGUGUUCCUCCGGGUGCUCCGGUUUCCCCCACUGUCCAAAUACUUGCGCUAUAGGUGAAUUAGGUAAGAUAAACCAUCCGUAGUGUAUGUCCUGUUUCUCCAGAUUAGGUGUUGAGCGUUUGUCUAAAGACCCACCUCAUAAAAACUAGAGGUUACGAAACACCAACAUGGUGCGGCUAAUAUCACUUUGAUAAAAACGACCCUGGGAGUAAGUAAAACAUAUAACCUACAUUAACAGUGAUUCAUCUGUGAAUGUUUAUUAACAUCUUUAUACAUGCUUCAAAUGGUGAUACCUUACUUUAUACUUUAAAAGACACCUGGCAAUCUUGAUAUAUGGUGAUCUGUUAAUUAAUAGUUUUUUUUACAGUGUAAUAGCAUAUCUCAUUGAAAUCUAGUAAGAUCUAUUGGGAUAAUGAGAUGUAAAAUUGGACUUGUUUAAAAAAAACUAAAUGUUUUCCUUUUGAUUUUGGGGUGAAAUGUAACCUAGACACAUUUUCAUGAGAUUUAUCAAUAAUAUUCUCAUUUGGUGAUAUGCCAGCCAAAUUACAGUUCCACUCCCAAAUGAGCUUCCCAUAGAUUUACUGUCAAUAUGAUAUACUGUCAGUAAACUGUUUAAUCCAACCCUUACUUAUUCUGAUUACGUACCCCAUAUACAUUUCUGGAGAGCGGCAAAUGCGUACCAGGAGCUAUGUUUUUUGCAGUUAUUGUAUUCGACUACCAUAGUUUUGUAUUCCACCAGAGGUCACUGCGUUGGCUUAUUUGAGAUCUCAAAUUUCUCAUGCGAGGCCUUUUGUUCCUGUUGUACUCACGUAAAUCCACCAGAAGCCGCUGUCAACUGACUGAUCAACCAACCAAUACCCUCAACCUUACCUAAACCCAACCAACAGUGUUUUGAAACGCAAUCCAAAAGAAGAUAAGCCCUUGCCUGAUUUUACCACAUUUUCAGAUUAUACUUCAUUCUCACCCUGUUAUUAACUUGUUUGUUUUAUUUUUUGGCUUCUGUUUUUGUCUUACCCACUUUCUGGAACCGUUCUUUGCCGUACUCGAACCCGGUCAACUGUGUUUUGGUUCUCAAGCCAACAUACAUGUCGACAUGUAUGUUGCUACUGGACAAACUGGUAACAGCGGAAAAGCGACAUGAGGAAUGGUGCCGCCCCGUAGCGUUUGUUUUAAAGAUGAAAUGCAGCCAUAAGUAGCUCUGGCUACAUAAUUUGCGAUCUCCAGAAAUGUAUAUAGGGCUACAUUUUCAGAAUGAGCCUGUGUUGGUUGAAUCUUGUCAAACAAUCUCACGAGACAAAGAUUACAGUGAGGAGAUCAGCUGGUAAAUGUCAACUGAGGGAGAAUGGUAUUAUAAAUCUCUCCUGACCCUGUUCUCCUCCUCUUUGUGGAGUCAUGCUACUAUUACGAGCUGAAGUUCACCCCAUGCUUUUUACCUUUCGCCCUCCAAAUGCCAACCAGCCACUAUCCAUUUCAGUGGCAGAAUCCAUCAGCGAGCAAUAAUUACAGACCAAGUGUUUCAUCAAAUUAUAGCAAUACUCUGGCAGCAAUAAAAGCCGUGCCCAAGCAAAACCAACACCUCAGCUAGUCUGAAAAAAAAAAAAAAA
Messenger RNA from Danio rerio (zebrafish), 4616 nucleotides. The record is from RefSeq and is a predicted model, not a curated record. Lineage: Eukaryota; Metazoa; Chordata; Actinopteri; Cypriniformes; Danionidae.